Messenger RNA from Microbotryum saponariae, 1024 nucleotides. NCBI's taxonomy places the organism in Eukaryota, Fungi, Basidiomycota, Microbotryomycetes, Microbotryales, Microbotryaceae. The record is from the annotation of a GenBank genome assembly.
AUGGUUCGUCUCGGCACUGCUGCAAUUCUCGCUUCGACCGUCGCGCUCGUCACCGCCCAAUACGCUGUAAGCCAUCCAUCGUCGACCCAUCUGGCGGCUUAAUCCCAGCUUUCCGUAUAUCAAACAGCUGAAAACAACCACAUCAUCUGCACCCUACACCACUCACCCCCUGCAGACCCCUGCGUGUUUGAUGCCCUGCUACGCCUCUUCGCUCACCGCUUCGGGCACCACAUGUGGGGUAAGGAUCUGCCCCGCUCGUCCCGAUUCUUCCGCUUUGAUGACUGAUGCCAUUUCUUUCCGGAAACUGUUCUUCUCUUUUAGUCCAGCGACAUCAAGUGCUUGUGCCAAGACUUCAAGUACCAAGUUGCGACGGCGCGAUGCUUCAAGGACAAAUGCGCCAACUUGACCGAAACCGAGACUGCGUCGAGCAUCGGACUCAUGUCGUGCGCUAGCGCCGGUGUCAUCGUCGAUCAAGCAGCGAUAUCAUCCGCCUUGGCUUCCUCCACUGUGGCCUCUUCCACAGCUGCGGCAUCCAAGACUGAAACAUCAGCGGCCAGCGCCACCGCCGCUGCGACUUCGGCGGCCGCCUCGAGUGCCGCCUCGAGUGCCGCUUCGAGUGUCGCUUCGAGUGCCGCCUCGGCGGCCACUUCCUCUGCCGUUUCCGUGGCUACUUCCACUGCAGUGUCUACUACUGCCGUCGCUUCGGUAAGUUGAGAGGUGACCGAACUCGGUGUUGGGGAAGAUGGCGAGAUGCUCCUACGCACCCAUCAAUGCUAACCCGUGCCCUUCUCCUCAUAUCUGUCGCUGCUCGCCACGACCACAGGUCAUCACCAGUGCCGCAGCUGGUAAGCUCACUGUACCCACCAUAAGCUACAUAUGAUGCCACAGUACGCUCACAAAGCAUCUUCUCGUCUUCUCUUCCUCUUCAGCUGCCACAUCGACGCGAGCUGCUUCGUCUGCCGACAAGGCAGUGGGUACCGGCGCCCUCGGCUUCGUCGCCGGUCUACUGGCGCUCUUGACAUGA